Closterium sp. NIES-67 is the source of this 1938-nucleotide messenger RNA. The record is from the annotation of a GenBank genome assembly. NCBI's taxonomy places the organism in Eukaryota, Viridiplantae, Streptophyta, Zygnematophyceae, Desmidiales, Closteriaceae.
ACCACCGAAGCAUCGAGCUCAACUCCCCCUUCUCCAUCUGCGUCUGCCGGAAAGGGUAGAAAGCUCCCGUCUCGCAGUUCUUGAUUAUUCAAGAAGAAGAACGCGAGGAGAGGCAAACUGCUUCCUGUACUCCGCGCUUUACGGUCCAUCGUCGGAACGUAACAGGUUGCAGCAAUCCAAGGCUCCUGUGUUUCUCGGCGAGGCUCGUUUUUCGUGCCGAGGGUUGAGCACCCUUCAGUUUGCACCUUGGACCCUGGGCGCUGACAACCCUGUUCUAUACCCGCGACAGAAACUGACUGUGAUCAGCUUCUCGCAUCUUUCGCAUCUGUCGUCCGGCGAUUCGCGUUCCGCUCCUCGCGGAAGCCGUUCGUUGCAGUGCGUGUUCCUAAAGUCCCCCGCCUGAGCUGCCGCGACAGUACUAGCCAUGGCGGCAGGCGCAGCUAGAGUUGCCUUGCAGGCUCCUUUGACAGCACAACUCCCCCCGUUACUGUCACCCAGCUCAGCACAGACCCUCCCUAAUGUCACGUGCAUCAGAUUGCCGCAUAGAACGGGCUAUCGCCACCAACGAUGUAUCCCAGCCAGGCAAGGACUUCCGUCGCUAGGUCAGAGCAAUCCAGUGCGGUACAGCUCAGUUCGGUGCUCUCUUCAAACGGAACGGAAACGGCACGAAUCUGACAGACUCUGGAGCGCUCCUAACGGAGUCAAACACAGUAAAUCCCCCCAUGGCGGUCCCGACCUAGAGGAGAACCAUCCGUCUUUUCCGCUCGAUGCGGUUCUCGAGGCUCAUCAAAACGCGACUCCCCACCGAUUACAUUCCGAUUCCUCCCGUCAAGAAGCCGACGCGAACUCCUCUCCCGAAUCCUCGCUGACUCUAGUCCCCCACUCUCAUCCUGCUGACGUGGCGAUUGAGAAGCCAUCCGACGUGGCAGCUGACGUGGAACCCGAAUCUAACGGCGAGUUGCUGAGCAACGAAGCGGCCGUAGGCGGGUCGCUGGCCGCGGGAGCGCUGAUCAUAAGCGUCGUCGCGUCGCUCGCGCUCCUAGGGUACAUGUAUAAGGACGAACUCUCCGGCGCGAUCGACUUCUUUACCACGUACAUUGAAGGAGCGGGAUCCGCGGGCUAUGUGGUGUUCGUUAUGGGAUACGCGCUAUUGGAGGUGCUGGCGGUGCCGGCCAUUCCGUUGACGCUGUCCGCUGGAGUGAUUUUUGGCCCGGUUAUGGGGACGUUCCUCUGCAGUCUCUCAGGCACGAUCUCCGCCACAAUAGCGUUCCUCAUCGCGCGGUAUGUCGCCAGAGAUCGCAUUCUGGGCAUGGUGCGCGGCAACAAGAAGUACGAGGCGAUCGACCGCGCAGUGGGGGACAACUCGUUCCGCAUCGUGACGCUGCUGCGCCUGAGCCCCCUCAUGCCGUUUUCCUUGGGGAACUACUUCUACGGGCUCACUUCCGUGAAGCUGCUGCCAUAUGUCGCUGGGACGUGGAUUGGCAUGCUGCCUGGCACGUGGGCAUACGUCAGCGCUGGAGCCUUUGGCCGAUCCCUUUUGGAGGCGGAGAAUGGAAGCUCGUUGCUGGGGGACUCGUCCUUGUAUUCACUGCUUGGAGGGGUGGCCCUCACGGCCUUUGCUGCAACUUACAUCACCAAGAUUGUGCAGGAUGCCGUGAAGGAAGCAGAAUAGGGCUGACAAAGACACUGUUGAUGUGCAUACACGAAGUGGUUGGAACUGAGCAAAUAUUGUGGGGGUAACUAGGGGGAAAGUGGGACAAAACGUGAAAUGUUGGGUGUGCCUUUGACGCAUGCGACAUUCCUAGUACAGCAGCGGUUACGGCAUGUACUUACCGUACGUAACAAGGGUGCAUGAGAUGCACGUAUGCAUGCUUUUGAGAGUGUAUGUGUGUGUUGAUAUUGAGACUAUUCAAAGCUGCUUUUUGAGAUGUACAAGAG